AUGACAAGCUUCGGAUUAGAAGGAAAACUGGCCUUGGUGACAGGUAAGGCAUUUUUUAUGAUAGCAUUUGCUGUUUUUCACGCUGACAAUUGUUGCAGUUUCAUUUUACGAUCUACUCACAAAUUUUCUAUAGGUUCGGCACAAGGAAUUGGAGCCGCGACGGCAAGAAAAUUCGCUGAGCAUGGAGCAAACGUGAUCCUCGUUGACUUAAACGAAAACGUUGUGAAAAAGACGGCGGAAGGAAUUCAGAAAGGUUAGUCUUUGACUAACGAAAUGUUAUUUACCGCUGUUGAUUUCAGAUUUCCCAAAUCAGAAGAUUGUCGCGGAAGUCUGUGAUGUUACUCAGAAAAAGGAAGUAGAUGCAUUGGUCGCGAGAAUUGAGAAGCAAUUUCCCAAAAGCAUUGAUGCUUUAGUCAAUAACGCUGCCAUCUGCAAGUUUACCCCAUACUUGGAAAUCAAAGAAGAGGAAUGGGACAAAAUAAUCGCUACAAACUUGAAAUCGGUCCAUCUGGUAAGCGAUUUUCCACUUCUGUGUAGGGCGCUAAGACUUUCCGGGUCAGCGAAACUAUGGAUCGCGUCGGUUCGUCGUUGUAUGCAUGGGGGAGCUACGAAGGCUUAGUAUUUAGAAAUAAAAAGAUUGAUUCGGUCCUAUGAUAUCUUAUGUUUCGAGGUAAAUAUUUUUCAUGUACGCACAUAAAUAAUAUCUAGAAAAAGUUACGAAUCUUCGUUUUUUGCCGGAAAUUUUGAUCUUACGUAUUUUACAAUAACUCUGGGUAAAGACAUAAAAAAAUUUUCACAUAUUGCAACCCUUCGUCAAGUCUCAGCCGAGCGUCGGCGGCUUUGCCAGUAUCUGUAGGCACUUCCUACAAUCUUUUUUGGGCAUCCACUUGCCCUACACGGUAAUUUAAUUUGUAUAAUAUAUUAUCAGGUAACCCAAGCCUUCGCCAAACAAGCGGUUGCCCAAAAACGCCCGCUGGCAGUUGUGAACCUCUCAUCAAUCACCACAAACGCCGGAAUGGUCGAGCUCGCACACUAUGUUGCCACCAAGGAUGGAAUAAAUGGCCUGACCAAGGUGUUGGCCAAGGAGCUCGGCCCGUACAAUAUCAGAGUUAACGCGGUGAAGCCCGGCUGGGUGGAGACGCCGAUGACCGCGCAUCUUGACGACGCUGCUCGUGCUGAGAUUGCGCGCGGAACGCCGUUAGGCCGGAUGGCAAAACCCGAAGACAUAGCGAAUGUGAUUGUUUUCUUUGCCUCGGACCUGGCCAGUUUCUGCACCGCCAGUUUUGUCGAUGUGAAUGGAGGUGUGACACUCUAA
Bursaphelenchus xylophilus (pine wood nematode) is the source of this 1315-nucleotide messenger RNA. The record is from the annotation of a GenBank genome assembly. NCBI's taxonomy places the organism in Eukaryota, Metazoa, Nematoda, Chromadorea, Rhabditida, Aphelenchoididae.